Molecule: messenger RNA, 597 nt
Organism: Lithohypha guttulata
Lineage: Eukaryota; Fungi; Ascomycota; Eurotiomycetes; Chaetothyriales; Trichomeriaceae
Exons: 7
Coding region: 1-597 (198 amino acids)
Source: RefSeq, a predicted model, not a curated record
AUGCACCGAAGCACCAAAGCCGAAGACCUGCUACAAGCAAUCAAGAAGGUCACAUCUCCAGAGACUGCCCUCAGGCUGAUGGAAGUGGACAACAAGGUGGCCGUUAUCAAGGCGGUAACAGCUACGGUGGUGGCCGAGAGUGCUACAAGUGCGGCGGUCGUGGUCACAUGGCCAGAGACUGCACCUCUGCUGGUCCUACCAGCGGGUUCGGUGGUGGUUUCCAAAGCCAAGGUGGUUCGCGAGGCGGUCAGACUUGCUACAACUGCGGUGGUACUGGUCACAUGGCUCGAGUCGAAGCAUGAAAUGCUACAACUGUGGAGAGGCUGGUCACUACUCAAAGGAUUGCUCGAUGCCUCAAGCAGAGAGGAUUUGCUACAACUCAACCUGGUCACCUCUCGUCCGCUUGCCCAACUACGGCUUAGCACGCUGCAGACCAGGACAGCGUUACCACCACCCUCAGUGGUUGGACCUGAACUCUUCACGCUCUUCCGCCUUUGCUCAUCAUCGACCUAUAUGAAAACGUCACAGCCUAGACCUGAUCCGAUAGAGAUCAACUUUCCCGACGAGCUUCGGCCGAUGGCCACACUCAAUCCUUGA